Messenger RNA from Nanorana parkeri, 5625 nucleotides. RefSeq names its product myosin VC (gene MYO5C). Gene Ontology annotation, biological process: vesicle transport along actin filament; actin filament organization. Gene Ontology annotation, cellular component: cytoplasm; vesicle; myosin complex. Gene Ontology annotation, molecular function: ATP binding; actin filament binding; microfilament motor activity. The transcript is spliced from 41 exons. NCBI's taxonomy places the organism in Eukaryota, Metazoa, Chordata, Amphibia, Anura, Dicroglossidae. Bases 218 to 5383 code for a protein of 1721 amino acids. The record is from RefSeq and is a predicted model, not a curated record.
CACUGUACAGUCAGCCCACAGGGCGCGCCCACCUGCUCAGCUUACCGGGACAGGUGAGGCGCGAGCACGUCUCUUCGCUGCAGGUAAUGUGGAUGUGAACGCGCAUGAGCACCCCAUAGGCGACCAGUGACACUGCGGCCGCUCGUCCCCAAUCAUCAAGCCAAGACAACCCCCGGGAACAUCAGACCGGCCAUCCCGGACCAUCUGUGCAAUCACCAUGGCUCUGGCCGAACUCUACACUCAGUAUAACCGGGUAUGGAUCCCUGAUGCAGAUGAAGUUUGGAAAUCUGCUGAAAUUACAAAAGACUUGAAGAUUGGGGACACCGUGCUUCACCUACGCCUGGAAGAUGGCUCUGACCUGAAAUAUGUAAUUGAGAAGAGUCUGCCGCCUCUCAGAAAUCCAGACAUUCUUGUUGGAGAAAAUGACCUCACAGCUCUCAGUUACCUGCAUGAGCCAGCUGUUCUUCACAAUCUCAAAGUGCGAUUCAUGGAGUCCAAACUUAUCUACACCUACAGUGGUAUUAUCUUGGUUGCAAUCAAUCCUUAUAAAGAAAUUCCAAUAUACGGAGAUGCAAUUAUCCAUGCAUACAGUGGGCAAAAUAUGGGCGACAUGGACCCACAUAUAUUUGCAGUUGCAGAAGAGGCAUACAAGCAGAUGGCCAGGAAUAAUAGGAACCAGUCCAUUAUUGUUAGUGGAGAAUCUGGAGCUGGAAAGACAGUUUCAGCAAGAUAUGCUAUGCGCUACUUUGCCACAGUGAGUAAAUCAAGCAGUAAGGCUAAUAUGGAGGACAGAGUACUGGCAUCCAACCCAAUUACAGAGGCUAUAGGAAAUGCAAAAACCACACGAAAUGAUAACAGUAGUCGAUUUGGAAAAUACACUGAAAUUAGUUUUGACAGAAGAUACCAAAUAAUUGGUGCGAAUCUCAGAACAUAUCUUUUGGAGAAGUCCAGAGUAGUGUUUCAGUCUGAAAAUGAAAGGAAUUAUCACAUAUUUUAUCAGCUCUGUGCAUCAGCUUCCCUGCCUGAAUUCAAGAACCUUCAUUUGACGAGUGCAGACAACUUCAACUACACAAGUAUGAGCGGCUGUAUAGAAAUUGAUGGUGUCAAUGACAGAAAAGACAUGAUAGACACACAAAAAACAUUUCACUUACUAGGUUUCAAUGUUGACUUUCAGAUGGAUGUCUUCAAGGUUCUAGCGGCUAUCUUGCAUCUGGGAAACAUACAGAUCAAGCGAGUUAAUGAUGACAAGUCAUCAGUCAAUAAAAGUGACAAGCAUCUGCAGAUAUUUUGUGAACUGCUGGACCUCGACCCAGAAAAAGUGGCACUAUGGCUUUGUAAUCGGAAAAUAGCCACAACAUCAGACACCGUCAUCAAGCCCAUGACAAAACAUCAGGCUGAAUAUGGCAAGGAUGCUCUGGCUAAGAAGAUCUAUUCUCAUCUCUUUGACUUUUUAAUUGAAAAAAUCAAUAAAGCCCUAAGGUUCCCAGGAAAACAGCAUACAUUUAUUGGAGUGCUUGAUAUCUAUGGGUUUGAAACAUUUGAAGUCAAUAGUUUUGAACAGUUCUGCAUCAAUUAUGCAAAUGAGAAACUACAACAACAGUUCAACUUGCAUGUCUUCAAGCUUGAGCAAGAGGAGUACAUGAAGGAAGAUAUUCCUUGGACUCUCAUAGACUUUUAUGACAAUCAGCCAGUCAUUGACCUCAUCGAAGCAAAGAUGGGUAUUUUAGAACUACUAGAUGAAGAAUGCCUGUUACCACAAGGCACCGAUGAAAACUGGUUGCAAAAACUGUACAACAACUAUGUGAAUAAGAAUCCCUUGUUUGAAAAACCAAGAAUGUUCAACAGAUCAUUCAUCAUUCAACACUUUGCAGAUAAGGUAGAAUAUAAAUGCGAUGGAUUUUUGGAGAAAAAUCGUGAUACAGUAUAUGAAGUAUUGAUUGACCUGCUGAAAACUAGUAAGUUCGAGCUGUGUGCCAGCUUUUUUAAAGACAACACAGCCAGCACGCCGCAGUACAGUGCUGCUAUCAAGGUGAAGUCUGCAAGACCUGUGAUAAAGUCAGCAAACAAAGAGUUCAGGAUGACAGUUGGCAGUAAGUUCCGCAGUUCCCUCUGUUUACUUAUGGAGACCCUUAAUGCCACCACUCCUCACUAUGUGCGAUGCAUAAAGCCUAAUGAUGAAAAGCUGCCAUUUGAAUUCGACCCUAUACGAGUUGUCCAACAGUUAAGAGCGUGUGGUGUGCUAGAAACAAUCCGAAUUAGUGCACAAAGCUAUCCUUCCAGGUGGACAUACAUCGAAUUUUUUGGUCGCUACAGCAUUCUCAUGACACAGCAGGAAUUGGCUUUGAGUGAUAAAAAGCAGAUUUGCAAAGUUGUAUUGCAAAGAUUAAUCCAGGACUCCAACCAGUACGUGUUUGGAAAGACUAAAAUCUUCUUCCGAGCUGGCCAAGUGGCUUACUUAGAAAAACUAAGAUCUGAUAAGCUGAGAAAUGCCUGUGUUAUGAUCCAGAAGAAUAUCCGAGGCUGGGUGCAACGUAAGAAGUUCCUACAUGCAAGAAAUGCUGCCAUUGUCAUACAGCAGUAUUUCAGAGGACAGCGGGCUGUCAGGCAAACAAUAAGUGCAACUGCAAUUAAACACGCCUGGGCAGCUAUCAUCAUUCAGAAAUACUGCCGAGGUUUUCUUGUUCGCCGUAUUUACCAGCUCAUAGUAGUAGCUGCUGUGACCAUACAAUCAUUCACACGAGGUUACCUGGCCAGAAAGAAGUUUCGCAGGAUGCGUGAGGAGCACAAGGCAUUGAUUCUACAGAAGUAUGCCCGAGCUUGGCUUGCACGGCGCAGGUUUCAGAACAUACGGCGCUUUGUAGUGAAUAUUCAACUCUCCUAUAGAGUGCAAAGACUGCAGAAGAAGCUUGAAGACCAGAACAAGGAAAACAAUGGCUUAUUGGAAAGACUUACCAGCUUGGCUUCCACUCACUCACAUGAUGUUGAUAAACUUCAUAAACUCGAAUCUGACCUGCAAAAAUCCAUCAUGCAGCUGAAGUCACAGGAGGAAAAAGGGAAGAAAUACAAAGAUGACACUGAACAGAAAAUAUCAAAACUACAAUCUCAGAACACUGAACUUCUGGAGCACAAGCAAAAACUGGAGACCCGAUUAGAGGAAACAAACCAAGAGAUGAAGGAUAAAAUGAAUGAACUUACAAACCAGCUGUUUACAGAUGUUGAAAAAGAGGGAAAACAAAGAAUGUAUCUUGAAAAACAUUUUGAAAUUCAGAGAAAAGAUUAUGACAACCAGAUAAAGCAACUGAAGUGGGAGAUUGAGAUCUUGAAAGAAAAAAACAAAAAAUUAGUGAAACAGAUAGAGAAACAGACUGCUCUUAAUGAUGGACUCACACUGGAAGUAGCUCAGCUCUCUAACCAGGCAAAGAAAAUACCAGAGUUUCAAACUCAGAUUGAACGUCUUGAAACCCAGGUGAAGGAGACUGACAACCAGGCACAAUUACAGAAGCAGGAAAUGCGUGAGAGAAUGUCUGAAAUGGCCAAACAGCUUUUGGAGAGUUUUGAAGUUGAGGAUGUUAAAAACAGACUUGCCCAAGAAGAUAUAGGAAAUAUAAAUGAAGAUGGAGAACUUUGGUUUGCUUAUGAAGGCUUGAAAAAAGCAACCAGAAUCCUGGAAAAUCACUUUCAGACACAGAAGGAAGGUUACGAAAAGGAGGUUGAGCUGUUGAACUUCAAAGUAAACCAUUUUAGUGAUGACAUAAAAAAUUUUCAAAAGUCGUUGCAGGAAGAGAAGGAUACAAAUGAUGCCCUCAGAGAAGAGAUUAUAAGGCUGACAUCUGAGAAUAAGGCCAUAACAUCUCUUAAUGAUAAAAUUUCUGAACUUGAAAAGGAAAAUCUGGAUCUCCAAGGCUGCAUCUAUGAACAGAGCAUGAAAAUGCCAGACAAAGGAGACAGAAUUUUUAAUCAUAAACAUUACCUGGAAGAUGAGGAAAUGUCACAAAAACUUCAAAGGAGACGGACAGAUCAACAUGCAAAUGAAGAACCUGAUGGCAAAGUCCAAAAAAUUCAAGAGCACAGCAUUCUCCUAAAAGAGCCAAAUGAAAUGGACGGCCAGGACUUUGAAGAACAAGUGGAUAAAAAGGAUAGGAUUAUCAAGAAACUACAAGAUCAGAUCAGAGCUCUCACAAAAACCAUGGAAGUUGAAAACCAAACAAGCGUGCCAAGUGUUUUUAAAGAUUAUUUGGGAAUGCUGGAGUUUUCACCAGAAGAAGAAACAAGGCUUGUAGUCAGUCUUAUCCUGGAUCUGAAGCCACGGGGAGUUGUAGUGAAUAUGAUCCCAGGUCUACCCGCUCACAUCCUAUUUAUGUGUGUUAGAUUCACGGAUUACAUUAACGAUGCAGACAGAAUCAAAUCUCUGAUGAAUGCUUCCAUUAAUGGCAUUAAACAAGUUAUUAAGGAACAUGCAGAUGAUUUUGAAAUGUUGUCUUUCUGGCUGUCCAAUGCACAUCAUUUCCUUAACUGUUUGAAGCAAUACAGUGGAGAAGAGGAGUUCAUGAAGUACAAUGUGCCACUUCAGAAUAAGAACUGUCUGAAGAAUUUUGAUUUAUCAGAAUAUAGACAGAUUAUCAGUGAUCUGGCUAUUCGUAUCUACCAUCAGUUCAUUACAGUGAUGGAGAACAAUCUCCAGCCAAUGAUAGUGCCCGGCAUGUUGGAAUAUGAAAGCCUUCAUGGAAUAUCAGUCGCAAAACCCACAGGAUUCCGCAAACGCUCAUCUAGCAUCGAUGACACAGAUGCGUAUACCAUGACGUCCAUUCUCCAACAGCUGAGUUAUUUUUAUACCACCAUGUGUCAGCAUGGCAUGGACCCUGAACUUCAGAAACAAGUUGUGAAGCAACUAUUCUUCCUGAUUUCCACUGUCACACUAAAUAGCCUUUUCCUGCGUAAGGACAUGUGCUCUUGUAGAAAAGGAAUGCAGAUAAGAUGCAAUAUAAGUUACAUGGAAGAAUGGCUGCAGGGGAAGAAUCUACAAGGAAGUGCAGCCAAGGAGACUCUGGAGCCCCUUUCCCAGGCUGCAUGGUUACUGCAGGUGAAAAAGAUCAAAGACGAAGAUGCCAAAGAAAUAUGUGAGCGAUGUACGGCUCUUUCCCCUGUGCAGAUUGUCAAGAUCCUGAACUCUUACACUCCGAUUGAUGAUUUUGAGAAACGCGUGACACCUUCAUUUGUACGCAAAGUUCAGUCAAUGCUAAACAAUCGUGAAGACAGUUCCCAGUUAAUGCUGGACAGCAAAUAUCUCUUCCAAGUAACAUUUCCAUUCAGUCCAUCUCCCCAUGCUCUGGAGGUGAUCCAAAUUCCCAGCAGCCUCAAACUUGGCUUCCUAAAGAGGAUCUAAAGCCUAAGAAAGAACUGCACUUUCUUUGUCUACAGACACGAGGGACACGUGAAAGCAUUAAUCUGUGGAUGAACUGGCUAACAUUCUUUAUUUGGGAGUAUUCAUGGUUUUAGGUGGGAUUUCCCCAGAUUAUUGUGUUUUUAAUUGAUCUUUUCCAACAAACAAAUAGUUUUUUUUAAAUGAAGGAUUUUCUGAGAAGAAAUUACAGCAUUUCAUGCAAACAAACAGACAGAAAAGUUCCA